Molecule: messenger RNA, 5169 nt
Organism: Dromaius novaehollandiae (emu)
Lineage: Eukaryota; Metazoa; Chordata; Aves; Casuariiformes; Dromaiidae
Gene: SLC2A12
Product: solute carrier family 2 member 12
Exons: 5
Coding region: 231-2042 (603 amino acids)
Biological process (GO): circulatory system development; D-glucose transmembrane transport
Cellular component (GO): membrane
Molecular function (GO): symporter activity
Source: RefSeq, a predicted model, not a curated record
AAUAGGCUCCCAAGAAUAGCAACAGCCUGUGUCACUGGAAAGGGCAAAGCCUGCUGAAAUAGCAGCAAAGUUGUUCACAAACCACUUUGCGGUUUGCGCUCCGUUUCAGCCAGCUUCACUAACUUGUUGCCAUGAGGAAAAUAACCCGUGUGCCCCUCACCAGCUGGGGAAGGGCCGCUGCCUGGUAAAGUGCUUCAUGCCCAAGGUGCAACGGGAGCACUGGGGCGGCGAUGGCACCUGGGCAGAGCAGGGAGGACCUCGGCCAGCAGCGCCAGGCAAUGAGAGCAGAGGAGGAUGAGGAUGACAGCAGAGGCGGCCGCCGUGGCAGCAGCAGCAGCAACCUCCACAAGCUUCCCGCUCCGCCAGGCUGUGGAACAUUUACUUUUCUGUCAUCUGUGAUUGCUGCCAUAAGUGGACUUCUGAUGGGUUAUGAGUUGGGACUUAUCUCUGGAGCUCUUCUUCAGAUGAGCAGCAUACUAGCGCUCUCUUGCAAAGAACAAGAAAUAGUUGUAAGUUCCCUUCUUUUUGGGGCCUUAUUUGCAUCCCUUACUGGUGGAUUCCUGAUAGACCGAUUUGGAAGGAGAUUUGCUAUUAUUAUUGCAUCUUCUUUACUUGUUUUGGGGAGUCUGAUCUUACUGCCCUAUGAAUCAUAUGGAAUACUUAUUGUGGGACGGAUUGCCAUAGGUAUUUCCAUAUCAUUAUCAUCAAUUGCUACAUGUGUAUAUAUUGCUGAGAUUGCCCCACAGCACAGAAGAGGCCUCCUCGUAUCUUUAAAUGAACUCAUGAUUGUGAUAGGCAUUCUUUUUGCCUAUAUUUCAAAUUAUGCAUUUGCCAGUGUAUCUCAUGGCUGGAAGUAUAUGUUUGGCCUUGUGAUUCCAUUAGGUGCCUUGCAAGCUAUUGCCAUGUAUUUCCUUCCUCCAAGUCCUCGGUUUCUUGUUAUGAAAAAUAACGAUGAGGCUGCAAGAAAAGUGCUGGAGAGGCUACGGGAAACUUCAGAUGCUACCAAAGAACUUUCUGUGAUCAAGUCUUCCUUGAAAGAUGAACACCAGUAUAGUUUCUUAGACCUGUUUCGUUCAAAAAACAACAUGAGGGCCCGGAUGUUGGUAGGACUUACUCUAGUCUUUUUUGUGCAAACAACAGGACAACCGAACAUUUUAUUUUAUGCAUCUACUGUUUUGAAGUCAGUUGGGUUCCAAAGCAAUGAAGCUGCUAGCUUGGCUUCUACUGGAGUUGGAGUGGUUAAAGUGGUCAGCACAGUCCCAGCCACAGUUUUGGUUGAUCAAGUUGGAAGUAAAACAUUUCUGUGCAUUGGCUCUUCUGUUAUGGCAGUAUCAUUGGUCACCAUGGGGUUAGUGAACCGUAACAUACAUGUGAAUUUCACCAGCGUCUGUAAAAGCCAGUCUCUGGAGGAUUCCUUUCUUCAUAGACCAGGAAACCUGAGCAGUCUCACCAAUGAUAGUCUCAAGGACCUCUUUGCUAGUAUGGCUUCACAGGAAAGAAUAUCAUUCAACAUGCAGAGAAAACCUGACAUUGCUGGGACAGGAGAACAGAACAGAACUGCUUUGGCGGGGGGCAAAAGCACUACAGGAUCUCACACGGAAAGCGAGGAAGUUCCUGUUGUCCUGAAAUGGCUCUCACUGGCUAGCCUGCUGGCUUAUGUUGCUGCAUUUUCCAUAGGUCUUGGACCAAUGUCUUGGCUGGUACUGAGUGAAAUUUUCCCUGGUGGGAUCAGAGGACAGGCCAUGGCUUUGACCUCUAGCAUGAACUGGGGUAUUAAUCUCCUCAUCUCCUUGACAUUUUUGACUGUAACUGACCUUAUUGGCUUGUCCUGGGUGUGUUUCAUUUACACAGUAAUGAGUCUAGCAUCCCUAGCUUUUGUUAUUGUGUUUAUACCAGAGACAAAACGAUGUUCUUUGGAGCAAAUAUCCAUGGAACUAGCUAAACAGAAAUAUGUGAAGAGCCCCUUGUGCUGGGUGAGCCAGUGCAGAGAGAAACUGGUGCCAGUGGAACCUCCUCGGAGGGAGAAGGAACCGUUCUACUAGAGCCAAGGGUGGCCAAGGCAGAUGCGGACUGAUGCAAAAAACGUUCAGCGAUGCUUGCACUGUGAUGGGACACUCCCUACCUUUGUUAUACACAAGAUAUUCUCUCUAUCAUUCUUUAGUAGAGCUUCUUCCAGGGGGCAGUUUACAGGCAAUGUUAAACAUUGUUGCAGUUUAUAACUUAUUAGAACCCUAGGCUCAGUCUAUUUUAAGGCAGAAUCUCUCACCCCCCCUGCAUUUACUCUUCUAUUAAAAACAGGAGGUGAAUGGAAACUGGAAUUUUGUGCACAAUUCUAGUUACCCAUAUUCAAGACGAGUUCUUACUGGAACAGGUGGAAAGAACUACUGGGAUGACAAGGAGAAUGAAAAGCCUGUCUCUUAGCAGGAGACUGGAAAAGAGAGAUCUGUUUAGCCUAGCAAAAAGGGUUAACAGCUCUCUGUUAAGACAUUAGGGAAAUCAACACCAUGGAGAAAAAAUAGACAACUAUGGAAGAUACUGUUUGAUGUUAGUACAAAACAACUGGGUAUGAACCAUUUAUGGAUGAAUUUAGGCUUGAACUUAACAAGACUUGACAAAGAGGCUUAUCCAUCAGAAUUUGAACAGUUAUAAUACAGAGCAUGCUCAGUUUAUAAAAGGAAAUUUUACAUGUGGUUUCCUGAGAUGGCAAGGGCCAGGAUUCAGUGACUUAGGUUAUACCCCUAACAUAUUAAACAGUCGAAUUUUUUAAUGUGGGAACAGUCACAUCAUCAACUAUUUUAGACUGAGGGUAGCCCUACAGAAAGGGAGACAAGAUUUCUUUGGCUUCCCAGUCCAGCAAAGUUGGAAGCUGGAGCAACCAGAGUUGUCUCCAAAAUCAUUUUAUUUCUCAACAUAGGCCACAUUAGACUUUGACUUUUGGAUUCAGAAAGAAUUAUGUGGUACAGGACAGCACAAAGGGAUUUCUGAAAGAGUAAUCACUGCAAGUCAUAAGCUAAGUGACUCUAAAAGACUGGUUAUUGCUUAGCAAAUGCAUUCUGAAUACUUAACAAGCCUCUGCAAAGGGUUAUCUACACCGCUCCCUAAAAAGAACUUAGUCUAUUUUUUCUAAAAGAUGAAUACAUUUUGAUAAUAUAGUCAUCAAUACAUAAAUAUUUUCUAGAAGAUAAAUAAAUGACCAAAGAACCUACAGAACACUUUAAAAGCUUGCUGGCUGUCUCAGCAGCCACACAGAGGCAUUUCUUCCAGCAUUUAAUUGAGGAAGCAAGACUGACACUGUCAGCUGGAGUGUAGAUACUACUUUGAACCAGACACAUGAUCCCACUUUAUUUGCUGUCUCAUAGCAUUAAAACCACCUGACUGUGUCCUGCACUAAAGGAACAAGAACUUACUCAUGUAGGCAAAGUUUUCACCAGAUCAGAUCAGUCCUGAUCAGAUCCUAAAAUUAUCACACUUCUAGAUACUGACAUUGUAAAAUUUGAAAGAGAACAUUAUUCAUAGAUGAGCUUAUGCUCAAAAUCUGAAAAGAAUCUAGUGAGGCUAAGGACAUGAUUUAUCAGAAGUCACUGGAAAUUUAGCUACCUCAAAAUGGGAUCCUGCUGAUUCAGAUCUGUACCACAACUUUCCUGCAUCAUGAGCUUUUAGGGAACUAGUAUCUAAAAUCUGUUGGACUUCCCUUAUAAAGGUCAGGUAAAUGGUCAUCACAAUGCAGGACUAUGCAGAUCCUGUGUCAUCUAAGACAAGGGAAACUCUGGACAAAACUUCCAGAGCUUUUCUUGUUUUAGAUGACAUAGGAUUUGCAUCUUGGACCAAACUGCUAGGCAACUGGCCAGCUGGUUAGUUUAUGGGUGCCUUAUUUCUUCUGUCCUGAUCCUAGUGCCAUCAGUCCUCACAAUAACCUCAUGAAUGCCACAAGCCUGGGCCAGUUUCAAGAAUGCUUAUGAUGGUAUACAUAAAGCUCAGCAAGAUAACCUUUUUGGCAUCCACAAAAUAGCAGGAAUUAAGUAAACACUCUAUAUUUCUCUUCUGAUAAGGGUACAUAUGAGCCCUUUCAACAUGUUGCAUAAGAAGCAAUAAGAGACCAAGCACAUGCAGGACACAGAUGGCAGGGCUGCGCACCCGAGCUGUAGGCAACUCAGACUUGAAGCCUCAUCAGAAGCAGAAAGCAUAAAAGUCUUUUGUUCUUAUUCGCUGAAGGAUUAGCCAAGCUGCAGGGAAUCUGGUGGAUUGCCAUCCCAAAUUAAAAUUUCACCUUGGAUCUGAGACGCUUUCCCCUUUUGAUAAUUUUUUCUUUUUCCUCAAAGCCCUCUGUGUGUUUGGUCGUGAUUAACUGGAAAUUUUCAGCAAAAAUUGAAGAUGUGCUUAGAAUUUUGUUUGAGCUCUACAGUUCUGAUACUGACCACAAGAGGAUAGAAGAAAAGAUCCCUUUGUGCCUGUGUGGGAGAGAUCCCCUAUAGCAUUCCUCUUCAUAUUCCCCUGACCUCACCAGAAACAGUUUACUCAACGCUGCAGCACCAGGAAUUGGCAAGGAGUAUUCCUUUAACUUCUAAAAACCACCAGAAAAAGGAUGGAAAAAGCACUAGUGCUCAGCCAUGGAAAAGUAUCAUGGUAGCAGGGAAGGGAGAAAGCUGGAGAGCUGGAGAAUAGAAGGGUUCGGAGCAAUGGGAGAGAAGCUGUGGAUGAGGAAGGCACAUGGAAAAAUGGGUGGACUUUUGGAAAUGCAAGAGGACGUGAGGUCACAAAUUGACUCUGGCAGUGGGGGGAAAAGGGCAGCUGUUUUUCGGUGUAGUUCUUUUAUACAAAUAAGGCUGAAUUUUUUAACUAAAAUAUCAGUUAACUCAGAUAUAUCUUGUCAGCAAUUCAAAAAACAGAAGGUGGCCCAAAACUUACAAGAUUUGUGGUUAUUUUUUUUUUUAGUUUUGUAAUGCUCUGUUCAGAAUUCUGAUUUUUGCACUCUUGGGAUCAACUCACUCUGUGACAGAGUCUUUUUGUUUGUUUGUUUGUUUUUAAAACUAUAGUAUGCCCAAGUGAAGAGUAAAAAUAGUGAAGAGUUGAAAAAUAUCAAUGCCUUAUCGCUAGAGAAAAUAACACAUUCUAUUAUUGAAACUGAAAGAAUAAUAAAAUAUGGGACACACUGUCAGUGCCAUGCUUUGC